Messenger RNA from Tetrahymena thermophila SB210, 798 nucleotides. Its product is annotated as oxalate/formate exchange protein. The transcript has 4 exons. NCBI's taxonomy places the organism in Eukaryota, Ciliophora, Oligohymenophorea, Hymenostomatida, Tetrahymenidae. The record is from RefSeq and is a predicted model, not a curated record.
AUGUAAAAAAAAAUAGAAUAUAUAUUGGGAAGUAUAAGCUGUGCUUUGAUUAUUUUGCUUUGCAGCGAUUUUAAAGUUUGGAGCAUCAUAAAUACAUAUGCUUACAGCUAUUUAAGAUAGUUUAAUCCUUCACUCUAAAUGAAUGACGUAAAUGGCAUAUUUUUUUGGAUCAGUUUUGCAACAAGUACAGGCAUUCAGUCUGGGCUUUAUUUUGCAUAUAAAUUUGGAUUUAGAAGAAUGUUAAUGCUUAACGGUUUAAUAUGCUCCUUGUUUGUUUUUUGUUCAUCUUUUUGUACCAACUUUUAUGCUUUUACCUUUACAUUUGGUGUAGGCAACGUAUUUUUUGGUGGAUUAAUUUAUCUAAUAGCUUUUGAUAGAGCCUAUAAAAUAUUUCCUAAUCAUAAAGAAAUAUCAUGUGGACUUCUAAAUGUGAUGUUUGGAGUAGGAAUUCUUGGUUAAGGAUAAUUAUACUUUUUAUUGAUAAACAAAAACGAUAUUCAUUUAGUUGAAGAUCAAGAUUACUAUCCAUCAGAAGUGGCUGAUAAUGUGCCUUGGGCUUUAAGAUAUGCAUCUAUUGUUUAUGCAUCCUUAGUUAUAAUCUCGGUUUUAUGCUAUAGGCCAAGCUUAUUUCAAGAAAAGGCAUCAAUGGUUGGCUUUGAUAGCACAAACGAUCCAUAAUAAUCUGCUAUUUCAGGAGAUGUUUCAAAUUAGGGAUAUCAAAGCUUUAAUGACGAGGAGCUUUGGAACAAUGAUCAUUGGUAAUUAUAGACCAUAUGGGUAGUAAUUUAUAAGUAGUGA